Marchantia polymorpha subsp. ruderalis is the source of this 3651-nucleotide messenger RNA. NCBI's taxonomy places the organism in Eukaryota, Viridiplantae, Streptophyta, Marchantiopsida, Marchantiales, Marchantiaceae. The record is from the annotation of a GenBank genome assembly.
AUGGGCGUUACAAAGAUCGGGUGCCGCCUGCAGGAACGUUGAUGUGACGCGGCCCCCCGUGGGAUGGCCGCGGGUGCUUCGAUAAGAUAUAAUUGACAAAAAUCGAUGGUACUCGGUUCCAUUCUCGGGGCACUCUCGGCCUCGUCGUGCUGCUGCCAUGCUCCGCUCCAAGAGGUGCGAGGAUCGAUGGACGACGAGGAUUUCACUCAAAGCUUGUGAAAGGGAAAUUGGUUCAGGAUUCUCAGGAACGUGCGGUGCUGUUUCUGGCUCUGUCUCGGACAUUGAUAUGAACACCCGCACGACGUUUGUGAUGUCAAAGGUCUCGCCUGGGGGACGAGACCUUUGACAUCGUGCUCUCCGUGCUAGGGUGCUCGAUAAGCUCACCGAGAUUUUCUUUCGGUCGAUUGGAUUGAUCGCUCGAUCGCGGAGUGACUGCAGCAGAAGAUCGAUCGUCGAGUUCCUCCUUGCGGCGUAGGUGUGCUGCAUGGCGUGUGCCGGAGGCAUGGUCUACGUCGUUCACUCAUAGCUUGCAUUUGGAGUACGUCGCCACGUGAAGAUGGCCCGGGGCGACGAUGAGGCCGAGUCUCCUUUGAUUGACGAUGAGGCCGAGUCUCCUCCUUUGAGGGGCGAUGAGGCCGAGUCUCCUUCGAGGGGGACACACGGGAGCUCAACGCCCUACCGUGCGGCCCGCAUGAUCGCGCAAAAUGCGUUUGAGUCUCAUGAGAGGAGCUCAACGCCCUACCGUGCGGCCCGCAUGAUCGCGCAAAAUGCGUUUGAAUCUCAUGAGAGGAGUAAACCCUGGGUCUGCCAGCACGUACCGGCCAUUUACGGCAGUUUCGUCGAUGUGCUUUUUGACCACGCCGUCGGCAAUCAGGUCCUGGGGCCCACGAAGAAUCCGUGCCCCGCCUUCUUCCGCAGUCCCGUCCGGGGAGAUGUCUGGAGCGCUGAAAACUGGGGUCACUAUCCGGCGUUCGAAAAAGAUCCAAUCACUAAGGUCCCUGCCGCAGAGCGCCUGGUGGCCGUGGGCGACCUGCACGGCGAUUUCCAAAAAACGGAGGAAGUAUUGAAAUUGGCCAAUGUCUUGAGCGACACCGGCAACAAAUGGUGUGGCGGAAAAACCGUUCUCGUCCAGGUCGGAGACAUCAUCGACAGGGGCGGAGGGGAGCUGAAAAUCUACCAUCUUUUCGAGAAGCUGAGACGAGAAGCACCGAGACACGGAGGUGCUGUUUAUUGCAUCCACGGGAAUCAUGAGGUGAUGAAUAUGCUUGGGCGUUUUCGCUAUACGUCUAAAGAAGCUAGAGAGGAGUUCAGCAACUAUCAUACCUGGUAUCUGACGCAAAAUGCUUUGAAAAGGAUGGUCAAGGGAACCGAUCUGGGUUUCGACUACAUGCAAGGGAUGCCGCCAUUGGAGGAAGUUGAGAAUAUCGAAAAGAUUGAACCUCAGAGUAAGACUUGGAAUGCAUUCGUCGGGAGGAUUCUUUGCAUGAGACCAGGAGGGCCAUUCUGUCCGAGGUUUCUGGGUCACUAUUCCACGCUUCUCAUCGUUGGGAAGUCAUUUUUCGUCCAUGGCGGUAUCCGUGAUGAACAAGUUCCCAACGGUAUGCAGGAUUUGGUCGUGUAUAACCAAAAGGUUAGCCAGUGGGUGAAGGGUUUGUGUCAAGAGCACCAGGCCCCCGGUUUCGUCGAAGUUAAACAAGGAUUCGUAUGGAAUCGAGACUACGGAGUACCCUCGGAUAUUCCUUGCCAAAACUUGGCUAAAUUACUGGGGAAGUUCCAAUGUAGGAGGCUGAUGAUCGGGCACACGAUUCAACCAGCAGGAAUCAAUGCUGUAUGCAAGGGUAAGGCCAUCAGAAUCGACGUCGGAAUGUCUAAGGGCUGCGGUGGUCGCGAACCACAGGCACUAGAAGUACUUGACGACGAACGAGUAAACGUUUUAUCAAGGACAGGUUCCACGGUACUCGACGUUAGGGCUGAUACUGAAAUACUGAAAUUUAAAAAGUCCGAUCCCGAUAACGAUGAUGACGAUGACAGUGGUGCUAGUUCAUCGAAACCCCGGAUGAAUCUAACCCCGUCCAAGAGGGCAUCGAUGAUCAACCAAGACCCGGCCGAUGAUGCUCCGCUACAAGGAAGGUGUACGAUCAUGUGAUGCGAGGAUUGCUGCUAUCGAUUCACUCGACGGUGUACGCAAUCAUGAACUAGACAACGACUCUACAUCGAUCACAGGAUCGUGGAUGAAUAUCGGCAACGAAAGGCACAGACGAGUAAUGUAAGCCACCAUGUUUUGUUUCGAAGGGUGUCGAGAAUUCAGGGUGGAAAACAUAUACUUCAACGAUUUUUCUUACACACCGAAUCCAGGAUGUUUAAAAAGGAGGUGGAAGAAACACAUUUGGUAGGGAUUGGUGCACAGCGACAACGGAAGGUCACCCACAUAGAUGUGACACCUCACCUCUGAGGAAAAGCUCACAAAAGAGAGACAUUCGGGAAGCUCGGCGAGCACAUGCCCAGCGGCAAUAAACUACACAGCCAGGAUUGAAAGCCUAAGUCUCUACCGCAGUAGGGGCCGAGAAAUGAACUCGAUUAUCCCACAUCAAAAUGGCUACCAGCACUUCGACAUCACGCACCUCGGCGGCGUCAUCAUGUUCCCAGCUACACAGGUGUCUGCCCCAAAUGGCUCGAUUUUGGAAAUCAAUGUGCAACAAAUGAAUACAUGUGUAACUCCACCAGGAAGGUCCCAGCGAAUCACAAACACCGAUCACGAGAUGCCUGCACAAACUUGUGUUAGAAGCAUGUUGGCCAGUAGUAGCACAAGGAAAGAAUGAAGUAGAAAACAGGGUUUCGGUAGACAGCGAAAUACUUGACGUAGAUAACUGACGGCGAGAUGCAAGGCGAGAACAGAAGUUGCAAGUGAGUAAGAUGAGAGGACAUGGCUGGAACAAAUAUGUAAGAACGUGUGAAGCUCUCUUCAGCUGGUUGUGAAGGCGAAAUAUGUGGCAAAAGAAUGUGUUUGCCAUAUCCAGACAAUGGGUUUCAAAGGCAUUACAAGCGGAAUCAAGUCUGCCUCCUUCAAGCCGAGGAACGAUUAUGGACACCAACAACAUUUGAGAAAACCAUCUGGUUCAUGCAUCUUGUCACCUAACUUGAGUACUCAACAUGUCAAGGACCUUAUGGAGCUUGUAGACAAGGCCUGAGUUAAAUGCCUUCUCUGAUCAGAAACCUUCUAAUAUCAACCGACUCGUCUUCCAGACUAAUGGAGGCCAUGAUUAGAGCCUGCUUUUCUCCCUCACUGCACCUCUUUGGUAGAUAUCCAAUGUGAAAGGACUGAAGAGCGUGUGAUGCAGGCAAGAGAACCCAGUGUCACUUUUUGACCGACACACCCACUAUUCACAGAGUGCAAGUAGACGACGGUUAUUAAGGGGAGGGGGCGGCUCGCAGGACUGUGAAACACAAUAAACGAGAUUAAAUGCGUCAAGGAGAAAGGACAGGGCGAGACAGGCUUUAGGGUAAACUUCUAUUUCUUCAUGAUAAAAUUAACAUUCAAUAAAUUCACUACCAAAAUAUGAUAAAAUCAAAAUCAAACCCUUUGGAAGCAUGAAUUAAUACAUUAUCUUCAUCUUAUUUUCAAUUAUUUAAAAAAGGAAAAAUAUUUCUCAU